GCAUGCGCAAAAUAUCGCCAUUCGAGGCGGCAAUUUCUUCGAGAGAGAGAAGAAAGUUUCGUGCGAUCUAAACGUCCUUUUCUACUGCUUCGUCUGUGAUUCUAGGGAGAAAGAGAAGGAGCCAUGUCUGGACGAGCUGGAAAAGUCAGGAAGAAGCGUGUGAGCCGCUCGGCCAAAGCAGGCGUUGUUUUUCCUGUCAGUAGAGUGUACCGCUACCUAAAACUGGCCAUUCUGAAGCGCCGUGUUGCCGUGGGAGCACCUAUCUACCUGUCGGCAGUUCUAGAGUACCUGUGUGCGGAGGUCCUCGAGUUGGCCGGAAAUGCCGCUAGGGACAACAAGAAGAAGAUUAUCACACCUCGUCACAUCCUCCUAGCUGUUGCCAACGACGACGAACUCCACAGGCUGCUGCGAGGGGUGACCAUAAGCCAGGGAGGUGUCCUGCCACACAUCCCGGAGGUGCUGCUGUUCAAGAAGAGCCAGCUGCGAGGAGUCAGCAAACCGCAGAGUCUCCAUACCAAGCCUGCUACCACUGCAGCCAGCAAGGCACCAAAGUCCCCAGUCAAGGCAGCUCCCCCAAAGAAGACUACCUCUUCGCCCAAGAAGAGCCAGGCGGCCAGCAAGCCAACUCCCGCCAGCGGAGGAGGUAUCACUGUCCUCUCUGAGAAAACUCUCUUCCUGGGCCAGAAACUGACCGUCAUCCAGGGAGACAUUUCUCAACUGACUGUGGAUGCUGUCGUACAUCCAACUAGUGGAAACUUUUCUCUGGCUGGGCAGUGUGGAUCUGCGCUGCGUGGUGCUGGAGGUCCGAGUUUUGAUUCAGCCGUGAAAGAAGUGUCUGAUAAGACGUCUCUAGCUAUGGCUGAAGCUGCAAUCAGUGGCUCGGGAACGCAGCUGCCGUGCAAACAUGUGCUACACGUCCACAGUCCGUCGUGGGGGGAUGACGACGCAGUCACCAACCUGGAGAAGGCCGUCAAGAACUGCCUCACACUCGCAGAGAACAAGAACCUGUCUACCGUCGCUUUCCCAUCCGUUGCCAGUGGAUCGAACAACUUCCCAAAGCAGGCGGCAGCACAGGCCAUCUUGAAGAGCAUCAAAGAAUAUUUCACCUCUUCAGUCAGCUCCCAACUCACACAGAUAUACUUUGUUCUCUUUGAUAUGGAGUCAAUUGGGAUAUACACAUCUGAGCUAGCUAAACUGGACGACUGACGAUGACCUGCCAGUUCAUCCUGCGAUUGAAACACUUUAGUAUCUACUUUUUUUUCAGACUCUUUUUUCUUUUUUAGAAAUUUUUCACGAUUUACACAAUAUCAAUAAUGCUGUAUACCCAUAAUACAUAGUCCCUCUUCUCGUACUCUGAUUUGUACAAAUUUUGUAUACAACGUUAGACUUUCGCAUGUGCAUCGCUUCACUCCAACCUUUCAAAUUUGAUCACACAACAAUAUUAUAUAAUGAAACACUGAUUGCAGGGGUGGGGGUGGUGGUUGCUAGGAGUCAGAAUUCACCAGAGGGUGGGCGUG
This is a messenger RNA of Geodia barretti, 1517 nucleotides long. The record is from the annotation of a GenBank genome assembly. Lineage: Eukaryota; Metazoa; Porifera; Demospongiae; Tetractinellida; Geodiidae.